UAUUCUGAGAUUCGAUCAUCUCUGGUAUUUUAUCGUACGUGCGGAAUCUCCAUGUCCGGUACGGCACUGCCGUAUAACACGUGUAAAGCUCACUCAAGGGUGGGAUAAUGUUCUCAGGCUCAGGGUUCAGGUCGGACAGUUUCACGACGACCGUUGACGGUGCACGGUUGUAGCACUCGUUUUGCAGUACCGGUAUGCGUUUCGUAUAGUCAGCGUUUUGAUUCAAUUUUCGAUUACGUGCAGUUUAAUGCUCAGUUCCGAUCAUUUCGAUUUGGACAAGUGUUAUAAUAAUUAUUAAAAAAUAUUAAAUGUGUGCUAAACAGAAAAAUGGUCAUCUGUGACAUCACACAUUUGGAACACAGGAAGGAUAGAUUCAAGCUUCUAUUAGCUGACAGAAUUCCAACGGUAUUCAGCCCGCUAAUGCACUCCACGUGCUUGGGACUUGAUCAAUUGGGAUGUAAUCGACGCGAGCGAUGUACCAGAUGUGACACAGAUUACAUACGUAAUCGUAACAAGUCUUUUAUGACGGAAGAUUUAUACGAUGUUUACACAAAAAACGUAGCGUAUCAACGAGCGUUUAUUAUUAGACGUGGAAUCGUAUGCAUAUAUUUGACAGCCCGAGAUGUUCUACAGGGAGAAGAGCUUCUGCAGUUGCUUUAUAUGUUUAGAACCAGUGAGAAUGCGAAAGGCGAUUAGAUUAGACGAACUAGAUAAAAGUUACAUCACGCUGACUGCAUAGGAGUGUGACAGAAGUAUAGUGUUUCAAAGAUAAAGACAAAGUGCUGCGAUAAAAUUACAUUUCGCGUAACAAAAGUUGGACUUACGAAAUAUGAAGCAAGUGUCAUUUUAUUCAACCUUAACCGCGGAGGAAAGGACUCGAACGCACCCAUGCAAGAAGACUAGGUGCGUGAUAAUGUCCUCUAGCGAGGACCCGUCAUCUCUGGCACAGACAUCGAUAGCCACAACAGGUUUCGACGUGCUGGACGAUGCAAGAUUGGCGAAGAUUAAUAUGACUCCUGUAACGUCACAACCAACGAAACCUGUGGUUUCACCGACCUUGAACACCGAUGCCGAUGCGAUAGAGGAAGCGGUGCCGAUCGUGAAGACGACAUUACCUAAACCGGAAUUGGAAUUGAAAAUCGAGAAGAACGGUAUCGAGAAGAAGACGAAGCAAUCACCUAACGAGCCAAACGACGACUGUUUGAUCAAUUGUAUUUACUAUUCACAACAGUGCUGCGAUUGCACGAUAGUUUGAGAUCGUUCAACGUCCUUAGUUAGAUAAUAAGCCGGAGAAGUAGCGUCUCGCGACUACACCACUCUGAUCAAUUUUAGGUCUCGAGGCGCCUCUCUUCGACGCAAAAUUUAGGAUCUGACAUUACAAUAAGUAUUGCGCGCCGUUAGGAUAUUUUGUGAUACACGAGAAGUAUAAUAGAACAAUUCUGUGGCGCGCGUAGAAAAUUUAGUAAAUGUGUACGAAUGAAUGUGAUGCUCGUAAUUAUAUAUACACAUAAUUUUUUA
Temnothorax curvispinosus is the source of this 1518-nucleotide messenger RNA. RefSeq lists its product as uncharacterized. NCBI's taxonomy places the organism in Eukaryota, Metazoa, Arthropoda, Insecta, Hymenoptera, Formicidae. The transcript is spliced from 4 exons. The coding region runs from base 830 to 1255 and encodes 141 amino acids. The record is from RefSeq and is a predicted model, not a curated record.